AUGCUUCGAUCUGACAGACGUUAUGACCAGAUCAAGAUUCGCCGAAAGAAAAAUGUUAAGAAAGGUAUCCAAUUCUGUCUGAUGGUCUGUGGUGCCAGCGGAACAGGUCGGACCACUUUUGUCAACACACUCUGCGGAAAGAAAGUCCUCCAAGGGAAAGAUGCGGAUGAUGCCCAAAAUGCCCAUCUAGAAGAAGGAGUCCGUAUCAAACCAAUUACUGUUGAACUUGAACUGGACGAGGAGGGUACCCGCAUUUCACUAACCAUCGUUGAUACCCCGGGAUUCGGUGACCAAAUCGACAAUGAACAAAGUUUCUCGGAGAUCGUUGGAUAUCUCGAGCGUCAAUAUGAUGAUAUUCUUGCUGAAGAAUCUAGGAUCAAGCGUAACCCACGAUUCCGUGACAAUCGUGUCCACGCUCUAUUGUACUUCAUCACCCCGACUGGCCACGGCCUGCGAGAACUUGAUAUUGAAUUGAUGAAACGCCUUUCACCACGUGUCAACGUCAUCCCUGUCAUUGGCAAGGCCGACUCCCUAACACCUGCUGAACUAGCUGAAUCAAAGAAACUUGUCAUGGAGGAUAUCGAGCACUACCGCAUCCCGGUGUACAAUUUCCCCUAUGAUAUCGAAGAGGAUGACGAGGAUACCGUCGAGGAGAACGCUGAGCUGAGAGGAUUAAUGCCAUUUGCCAUAGUGGGCUCAGAGGAUGUUCUGGAAAUCGGCGGCCGCAAAGUUCGGGCGAGACAGUACCCGUGGGGUGUAGUUGAGGUCGAUAACCCCCGCCACUCCGACUUCUUGGCUAUUCGCAGUGCUCUCCUGCACAGCCAUCUUGCAGACUUGAAAGAAAUCACACACGACUUCCUCUAUGAGAACUAUCGUACCGAGAAACUUAGCAAGAGCGUGGAGGGUGGUGCUUCUACGAACCACGAUUCAUCCAUGAACCCCGAAGAUCUCGCUUCUCAAUCCGUCCGCCUGAAGGAAGAGCAGCUCCGUCGCGAGGAGGAGAAACUCCGCGAGAUCGAGAUCAAAGUGCAACGCGAGAUUGAACUUAAGCGACAAGAGCUUCUUGCUCGUGAGAGCCAGUUGAAGGAGAUUGAGGCUCGGAUCGAGCGCGAACACAACAGCCACCUCCACCACCAGGAUGAGUUGAAUGGCGAGGUUAACGCGUAA
This is a messenger RNA of Paracoccidioides brasiliensis Pb18, 1167 nucleotides long. RefSeq lists its product as uncharacterized. The transcript has 5 exons. The coding region runs from base 1 to 1167 and encodes 388 amino acids. The record is from RefSeq and is a predicted model, not a curated record. Gene Ontology annotation, cellular component: cell division site; septin ring; cytosol. Gene Ontology annotation, molecular function: GTP binding; GTPase activity; molecular adaptor activity. Gene Ontology annotation, biological process: cytoskeleton-dependent cytokinesis.